AUGGAGAGUUGCAGUGCUGAGGAGGGAUUCUUCGAUACUAGGGAAGAGGUCUCUUCCAUCUCCGAUUGGGCUUCCGAUUCCGACGGCAACGGUGUUUUCGCUAAUUCUCAGUUCGAGAUUUGGGCUGAAGCUCGGGAGUCGUUUGAAGAUGGUGCUUCGGAGGUGGAUUUCAUGUACAAGAUUAGGAACUUAGACGACGGAAGGGAGUUUGUCUUCGAAGAACUGGAUCAAGAUUGUAUUCUGGUUCGAUGGAUGGGACAAUCAAGAGGGGAGAGCUGUCAAUUCCUACACUCAUGGUGCCGUGGAGAUGGAUUUUCAAUGCUAGCAAGACUAGUUGAAGAAGAGCAUGACGGUGAAAAGAAGUCUAUUUCUGGGAUUGGGUACCCUGCAGGAUCUGACAAGCUAUAUUCAGCAACCAGUGGUGGAGUGGUACGUGCUUGGGAUUGCCAUACUGGUUUGCUUGCCGGGACUGCGAAUGUUAGUGACUACAAGAUCGGAUGUUUGAUCAGCGAUGGAGAUUGGGUGUUUGUUGGUUACCCCAAUGGUGUCAAAGCAUGGAACUUUAAAUUAGGGGUUUAUCAUGACCUCACAAGUUCAAAUGGUCAAGUCAAUGCCUUGGAGUUUGGGUUGGAUGCCUUGUAUGCUGGAGCUGAAGAUGGUGCAAUUUUUGUUUGGAAAGGAUUUGCUGAUCAGCAGGCCGAUCCCCAAUUUCAGCAGCCUGCUACUUCCCUAAAAGGCCAUGGAAGUGCAGUUACUUGCCUCAGAGCUAGCAUAAAUGGUGAUUUGUAUAGAAGAUUGUAUUCUGGUUCGAUGGAUGGGACAAUCAAGGUCAAGUUCUGGGGUUGCUCUGAAGAUGACAGUGAUGAUAUAAGCCUUUUGUACACACAUGAAGAGGAAAGUGUUGCAGUUGCUCUUGGUGGGAUGAAUGAUUCCGAAGGAAAACCAGUCUUGUUCUGUUCGUGGAGCAACUGUAGUGUUGGGUUAUACGAGUUGCCAACACUCGAAGAGCGUGGAAGGAUUUACUCACAGAAGGAAGUAAGAGCAAUUCGAAGUGGGCCUGACGGUUUGUUUUUCACAGGGGACGCAAAUGGUGUCGUCAGCGUCUGGAAGUGGGCCAAAGCUGAUGCUGCUUGA
Molecule: messenger RNA, 1134 nt
Organism: Linum tenue
Lineage: Eukaryota; Viridiplantae; Streptophyta; Magnoliopsida; Malpighiales; Linaceae
Source: the annotation of a GenBank genome assembly